AGAUAGCAUUUUCGAUCAGUUUUACCAAAACACGAUUAUCGUAUUUGUGAAACAGAAGCUCACGAAAAUGGCAGAGAAGCCAGAAAUUUCAACAGGAAUUCUGACGAAUUUGGUAUUAGAAAUAAUUCAAAGUCCAAUAAACAUCAUCCUCGUGAUCUUAAUAGUUGUGUUAGUGUAUAAAAUAGUGAAAAGCCGACAACCGUCUCAUGCCGCCUCCGCUCCUCAAGAGCCCCAAUUACCGAAAUUGAAGAAGCGGGACUUUACAAUCGAAGAAUUGAAGAAGUACGACGGUAAACAAGAUGACGGCCGGGUCUUGGUCGCCGUCAACGGCAAUGUUUACGAUGUUACCAAAGCCAAGCGGUUCUACGGUCCAGAGGGGCCAUAUGCUGCAUUUGGCGGUAGAGACGCUUCGCGAGGCCUUGCCACUUUCCAGGUCUCUGCCAAAGGUGACGAAUAUGAUGAUCUCAGUGACUUAAACAGUUUCGAAAUGGAAUCUGUCAAGGAGUGGGAGAUGCAGUUUAAAGAAAAAUAUGACUUGGUUGGUAGAUUGUUGAAACCAGGUGAAGCUCCUACUAAUUAUUCAGAUGAAGAAGAAGAACCUUCUAAUGACAAGGCGAAAGAAGAUUAAAUAACCAUAUUUGCACUUCAUUUAUUCACAAAAAGUCUGAACUUCUAGAAAUAUAUAUGUAUAUUAUAUAAAAAUUUAAUUUUAUAUGGUAUCGUUGGCUUUUAUAGUUUAAUUUUACAGAUUGUCUUUACUCACUUCUCAUUCUAAAAAUUAUCAGUGGAAAUUUUAUUUUUAAUUUAGUUGCAUUAAAUACAAAUAAAUUUAUUGUUAAUUCAUUAUUGUAACAAGGUUGUUAGUUAAGACAAUGCUGUAAAUACAUUAAUUUUUUUAUAUACUAUAUGUAAUUGAUAAGCUAUGUGUCGGUGCAUUCUAAAUGAUUAUAUAUUUUAUGAAUUUUUUACUGAAUACACUAUACCACAACACUUUUGUCAUGUAUUAUUAAGGGUAAUUAGAAAUGGGUGAAAAGUUAAUUGUAAUUCCAAUUGUCUUCUGCAUUUGUUACUAUAGUGUUUUAAAACUGUAUAUCACUAUUAUUAUUAUUAUUGAGUUAUAAAAGUCACCAGAUAACAUUACUUUUAUGCAAAUUUUUUACAUUUGUUGUUAUAAUCGACGACGCACAUGUUGAGUGUAUUAAUUGUUCUAUUGUCUGCAUAGAAUUAAUUCAGCUUUGAACGUUAAAUGUUUGAAAUUUAUGCGAAAAUAUUCAAAUAUUGGUGUUCUCAUGCGAACGCAUAAUUUCAAUAAAAUAAAACGAUGAAUGUAAAGAUUAUUUUUAGAAUCUACUUACCUUAAUUUUAUUGGUAAGGAGUCAAUAAACGAAGGCCUCAUAUGUUAACAAUAUCGAACUGGUAAAAUUUGCUUAUGUGUAGCAGCAGAGAGUGACUUAAAAAUAUUUAAAUUAUCAUUUUUAUUAGUUCUGGUGUCACACUUAUUUUAAAAAUUUAAUUAAACUGUACUUAAAAUUCUAGUUAUUAAUCAAAGUUUCAAAUAACUAAAUGUUGACUUUUUGAAUUAAAUCUUUAAAAUAAGUUAUUUUGUUAAUUUUUUAAUAUUAUACAUUUUUAUUGAAAUGUAAAUAAUUUGUAUAUGUUGCAUAUAUGCUUACAUUUAAAUAAAAUUUCUUUUUAUUUUUAA
This is a messenger RNA of Aethina tumida (small hive beetle), 1702 nucleotides long. It is a transcript of the gene MSBP, whose product is annotated as membrane-associated progesterone receptor component 1. Gene Ontology annotation, cellular component: membrane; endomembrane system. Bases 68 to 628 code for a protein of 186 amino acids. The transcript has 3 exons. Lineage: Eukaryota; Metazoa; Arthropoda; Insecta; Coleoptera; Nitidulidae. The record is from RefSeq and is a predicted model, not a curated record.